Diorhabda sublineata is the source of this 511-nucleotide messenger RNA. It is a transcript of the gene mRpS14, whose product is annotated as 28S ribosomal protein S14, mitochondrial. Bases 70 to 447 code for a protein of 125 amino acids. Gene Ontology annotation, molecular function: structural constituent of ribosome. Gene Ontology annotation, cellular component: ribosome; mitochondrial small ribosomal subunit. The transcript has 2 exons. Gene Ontology annotation, biological process: translation. Lineage: Eukaryota; Metazoa; Arthropoda; Insecta; Coleoptera; Chrysomelidae. The record is from RefSeq and is a predicted model, not a curated record.
CCAAAUUCGAAUAAAAGAAGAAGAAACAAUAGGGUUAUAAAAAGAAAUAUAUAAGAAAUAACAAUAGAAAUGAAUAUUUUUAAACAAAUAUCAGGAUUAUUAACGUUAAAUAAUUCACAAAAUUUACAACAAAUUCGUACUAAAUGGGUGAACCGUUGGAUGAUUAGAGAUGUUAAAAGAAGGAAAAUAACUACUGAAUAUGCUCCUUUGAGACUUCGAAUAAACACCAUGAGGAAAAACGACGUUCUUCCUCCGGAAUUAAGAGAAAUAGCAGACGCUGAAAUUGCCGCUUUACCAAGAGACUCUGCUUUAGUUAGGACGAACAAACGCUGCGUUAUAACAUCUAGACCUAGAGGAGUUGUGUAUAGAUGGAGAGUUAGUAGAAUUAUUUUUAGGCAACUAGCGGACUACAAUAAACUUUGUGGUAUACAAAGAGCUAUGUGGUAGAAAAUAUUAUGUAACAUUUCCCAUAAUGUAUAUUGUGAGUAAUAAAAUGAAUUUAAACAUUAAA